AUGCCUUUCUACGCAAUAACUGGUGCUUCUAGAGGCACUGGGGACCUAGUCUCUUCUCGCAAAAAUCUCCACGUUCUGAACGCCGACAUCACGAACCCAGAGCAACUGCGAUGCGCGAGGUCCACCAUCUCGGACGCUACGGGAGGGUCCCUCGAUGUCCUAUUCCAAAAUGCAGGCUGGAAUACAGACGCAACCGCUGCCCUCUCGGCAUCCGCCGUGAGCGACGGGGACAAUCUUCCGAUGAUAAGAGCCGCAUUAGUCGACGCUAUCGAUCACAACGUCAUAGUUAGGCUAUCUGUCAUUAACAUCCUUCUCCCGUUAAUCCAUAGGGGAGCGGGCAAGAGGAUCGUCGUCCUGAGCACAGCACUGGCUGAUAUUGACGUGACUCUAAAAACGGGAAUGAGUCACCAUAUCCCGCACAGCUCUUCCAAAGCAGCCAUGAAUGUGGUACUUGCGAAACUGGCGAUCGAUCUGCAGAAGUAA
Molecule: messenger RNA, 483 nt
Organism: Exophiala aquamarina CBS 119918
Lineage: Eukaryota; Fungi; Ascomycota; Eurotiomycetes; Chaetothyriales; Herpotrichiellaceae
Exons: 2
Coding region: 1-483 (160 amino acids)
Molecular function (GO): oxidoreductase activity, acting on the CH-OH group of donors, NAD or NADP as acceptor
Source: RefSeq, a predicted model, not a curated record